UAUUUUAAGUUCAGUUACGCAUUUUAUAUCUUCAAGAAACUAAAAAUUGAUGGGUUCCAUCGGAAACAUAAAAGACAUUCUUUCUGUCAAAAUCAAAGCAAGGCAUGAUAGUUACACAGAUCAAUUUGUUCGAAUUUUCAUGACAAAAAUGUUUAUGAUAAGCGCUCUUGUCAUGGGCGUAGACUUUUUUAACGACAAAGUAUCUUGUAUUGUACCCAAAACAAGUAAUUUAGGAGCAGAUUUUGUUCACAGUGCAUGCUGGAUACAAGGCUUUUAUAUCUAUCCCGAAAUGGCAAUGCGAAUGAAAGAUUCUAGAUACUAUGGUAUGCCUAGAGAUAUCAUAUAUGAUGGUAUGUUGGAAAAUGGAGUAUUAUGCAAAACAGGACCAACUUUAGGACAAAAAUGCAAACCUAUGCAAAAAACAUUUUAUCUUCAACAUCAAUGGAUGCCAUUUUUUAUUGCUAGCCUCGCUUUGAUGCACUACUUUCCUUACUUGUUGUUUCGAAUUGUUAAUACGGAUAUAAUUUCUUUGAAGACAAGUUUAAAAGGAGAAGUUAGUGCUGAUUCGCUCGUUCGCAAUUAUUUUAACUACAAAAUAAACUCAAAAACAAAGAUGCGUAUUCGUAUUUUUUUAAACCUUGUUAUAAAAAGCUUCUACAUUACAGUUUGCUGCGUAGGAUUUUGGCUAAUAGACUUACUUCAUAACGGCAAUUUUAAGAGUUACGGGCCGAGCUGGAUACGGUGGACAAAAUACAACAAUUCUGCAUCACAUGAUUUCCAGGAAAUGAAGCAUCCUAAACCAGGUAACGUACUUCUUCCACCAAUGGGUAUCUGCGAAAUUGCAGAAUCUUACGGAGACUCAACUCAUUCUAUGAUAAAUCACAAUAAGUUUGUUUGUGAAAUUAGCCCAAAUAUAUUGUAUCAAUAUGUACUCAUCAUGCUAUGGUUUCUGAUUGUCUUUAGCAUUAUUGUUAGUAUUAGUGGAUUGAUUAUUAGCUUGGUAGGACAUCUUGUGACAGUAACAUGUUUUUUAAAUGAUGGAAAUCCAGCGCGUGAAAUAUAUCAAAUUUUAACAUUUCGGGAAUGUGAGUACUUGGAAAUGAUACGCCGGCGCAAUAUUCCACUAUUCGGUGAUAUUGUGCGAACGUUGCUAAGCGAUAGAUCUGAUUGCAAAUGCAAAGGUACUUUUAAUUUUCCUCAAGAAAAAAACUUCAACCAAGAACUGCUAAACUAUGAUCAUCGAAAACUAGAAUACCGCAGCAGAACUCAGAGUUUUGCAUAAUUCGCUCAAAGUUAUUCUUAUCCUCUUCUUUUAUAAUGGUAUAUAUAGAAUGGUAUAUGUAUUGUAUAUAUGAAUGGUAUAUGUAUUUUAUAUAUGAAUGGUAUAUGUACUGUAUAUAUGAAUGG
This is a messenger RNA of Hydra vulgaris (swiftwater hydra), 1407 nucleotides long. RefSeq lists its product as uncharacterized. The record is from RefSeq and is a predicted model, not a curated record. NCBI's taxonomy places the organism in Eukaryota, Metazoa, Cnidaria, Hydrozoa, Anthoathecata, Hydridae.